GUGUACUAUUAUUUCAUGCAUUAUAUUUCAAACCGGAAAAUGGCGUCUGCAUUACUGAAGACAGCGGCUAAGGUAGCGAUUGGUAUUGGGGCUGUUUACGUCACAGUUGAUCAAGGGGUAUGGAGGGAUAGCAGUAUGGGAACACGAGCCUUGAACAAGGUGCGCAACUCCGUCCUGCCAACCACAAAUGAGUACAUCAACAGUGUACCCUCUCUAGCUGAAGUGAACAUCUCAGUUCUGGACAAGUGGAACACAGGCGUGAAGAAAGUGUUUGGAUUUCUUGCCGAGACUCCUUCCACUGUAUCCUCUUAUAGCAGACAAGCCGUGGAUUCCACAGCUAAUUUCCUGCGGGAUGUCAAUAAGUCAUGACAGGGUCAACGUAUGACAACAACAACAACACCAUGAGACGAGUGUACAAUGAAUAAAGGAAACACGACAUAAUGUACAUUUUAUGCUGUUAGAGAUAUAUUUAUGACUUGUAAUGAUACACUCCAAUAACUGAUAGUUUUGUAAGUAAUACCUUUUUGUAUUCUUUCUGCAAAACAGUUUUAAUAUCACAUUGUUACUCUUGGUAAAUAUUAGAAACACAAUAUUUUGUGCGUGAAAAGUCACAAGCUUUAUUUGAGAGAAACAUGUUAAGUGCUGAAAUCAUGAAAGAAAAAGAUUUCUGUAGAUGAGUACUAAAGAAACGUGAAGAGCGUUGGAGACUAGAAUCGAAGUCUCACCUUCUUUACAAUCUGCAAAGCUCCCUUAACAUGUAAACCUGUAUUGAAUUUAUGUGGAAAUUUUUAUUAAACACAUAUAGGUGAAGCAAACUGAGUGUUCAUAAUCCUUCUUAGUCAUGUCAGCGUACGAAACUGAUUCCACUCUUCCAUCCUCAGUCGCAUUAUUAAGCCCAAUUCACCUUCCACAAUUAGUGCAUUGCUUUAGAUUCCUUGUACACGUACCUUUAAUUUCAGUUAAAUACCUCAGCUUUUACAUGUAGACUGUUCGUCGUCAUAUGACUGAAAACUUGUUGAGUACGACGUUAAUCCCCAAGCACUCACUUACU
Liolophura sinensis is the source of this 1051-nucleotide messenger RNA. RefSeq names its product MICOS complex subunit MIC13-like. Gene Ontology annotation, biological process: cristae formation. The record is from RefSeq and is a predicted model, not a curated record. Lineage: Eukaryota; Metazoa; Mollusca; Polyplacophora; Chitonida; Chitonidae. Gene Ontology annotation, cellular component: mitochondrial crista junction; MICOS complex. The transcript is spliced from 4 exons. Bases 16 to 369 code for a protein of 117 amino acids.